AUGGCUACCAUCUCUGAAAGCACCUCGGCCGCCGAGCGUCUGAUGCAGCAGCAUGCGGAAAACCACCAUGUCACUGUUGAAGAUGCCCCCGAUGAAGACCUGCCUUCUCGUCCCGCCGCUCCCUCGACCAGCCUCGACGACUUCCCUGCCCUCGGUGCCGGCCCCAACGGUAGCAAGGGCAAGAGCAAGGAGCCCGCUGGUCCCGCCAUCUGGAUGGCCAAGCUGAACACUGGCGCCAACACUCCCAAUGGCACUUCUCGAGCUUCGACCCCCGCCUCCAACACCGGCGUUGCUACUCCUCCCCCUGUGGCCGGCCCCAACACCAUGAGUCUGCCUGGCCGCCACAGCGAGGUCAUCGUUCUCGAUCCCCAGUACAUUCUCCCCCGUAACCAACUCAAGCGACCUAUCCCCGAUCUCGUCAAGGACAUCAACCGCAAGUCCCGUGCCAACCUGAACAUCUCGUACCAAGGUAGCCGUUUGAGAGUCGAGGCCACUGGUCCUCAAGACCAUGCCCAACAGGCCAUUCGUGAACUAGUCAACCAGAUUGGUACCAAGCAGACCGUCAGGGUGCCCAUUCCUCGUUCGGCCCGAGCACACCUCAUUGGCAAGGGUGGUGCCACAAUCAAGGCUAUCCAGGAGAAGUCGGGUGCCAGGGUCCAACUCCCCAAGACCGAUGAGGCUCACGGAGCUGAAGAUGAGGAUGAAGAUGCCAUCGUUGAAGUUAUCGUCGAGGGCAACACUGUAUCUGCUGCCGUGGCUCGCGACGCUAUUAAGAAGAUCGCCGGAGACCACUCUGCCAGCCUGACCUCGAAGCUCAAGAGCAUCCCUGCCGAAAUCUACCCCUUUAUUGCUGGUCCCAACAACAGCCGCCUCGGCGAUCUGGAGAAGGAGCAUGGUGCACAAAUCCGCAUUCCUCCUCACCAGCCUUGGGCUCACCCUGUUCCCAAGUCCCAAAACGGCGAGCGCUUGUGGUUUGCUCCUCCUCGUGAGGAGAACUUUAUUCAACUUGCUGGUGAGCGGCCCAGUGUUACCGCGGCCCGAGCUGCAAUCGAGCGUCAUGCUCAAGAGCUUCAAAACCAGCUGGUUAUCAACCAGGAGCAGAUUCCUUUCAGCAGACACCAGUUUAUUAUCGGUGACAAUGGUGUCCCAGCCGAGGAUUUCUUUGCUGAGACAAACUGUGUCAUUAUCCUUCCCAGUGAUCCCAGCCAAGACACGGUGACUAUCAUUGGCACAGAAGAAGACGUAGCUCGUGGUGUCGACAAGGCUCAAGAGCUUUCCAUGUUUUUGAACCAGACAUCCAUUGAUGUGUCAAGAUCACACAAGCAUGCCAGUGGUGGUGCGCCUUCGUACACAAGGGAUGUUGCGCGAUAUCUCAGACAGAGAAAGGAGAUUGAGCGCCUCGAGAAGCUCCACCAAGUCCACAUCAGCACACCCAUCUCAGAGGGUCUAGGCCUCCCGUGGGAUCUCUUCGGUCGUGAUGGCAAGAACAUUCUCAAGGCUCAAAAGGAGGUCAACUCCAUCGUGGGCGGACAUCCCCCUUCGCGAUUUGCCACUGUUCCAGUUGACCCAUUCUUCCACGCAUACUUGAAGAGCGAUAUCAAGCCUCAGGUCCAGAACGACUAUGGCGUGCAUGUCGUCGUCCCUGAGCCCGCUGAUGCUCAGCUUCCCGUGUUGCUGGUAUUCGAAGGCGACAGUGGUUCCGAGGCAUCCUACCAAAUUCCCCAGGCUGCUCCCAACGCUGAGCAGCUCCGCGCAUUCCAACAGGGCCUCGAGGAUGCACGCAAGCAUAUUCUUGAACUUCUUGGAAAGCAAGAAGACAUCAAGGUCGAGACACUCGAAGUCCCCAUCAAGUUUCACGAGAAACUAAGAAAGUUCAUCAAGAGAGAACAAGACGCCACAACGCGCAAGGCUGGCGAGAUCCCGGUUCGGGUCAGCGUCAAGGGCACCACCAUUACCAUGCGCGGAACAGCUUCUGCUGUGAACUCUCUUGCCACCAAGUCUCGUGAAUUCGUCGAGCAAGAGAAGGAGGACGAGAAAGAGCGUGGCUUCAUUCUGAAGUUUGACUUCCCCCAGAAGUUCGCCAACCAUCUGAUUGGAAAGAGCGGAAGCCACAUCAACGAGUUGCGCGAGAAGUUUGAUGUUGAUAUUCAGGUGCAGAACGGAGAGGUUGAGCUCAAGGGUCCUAAGGCCAAGGCUGAGAGAGCCAAAGCCCACAUCACAGCGCUUUCCAAGACCUGGGCUGAUGAGACGACACACACCUUGAAGAUCGAGCCAAAGUACCACCGCGAGCUUAUCGGAUCUGGUGGCAGUCAAAUUAACCGCCUGCAAGACAGAUACAAGGUGCACAUCAACUUCCCGCGUACCGCUCGCGCCGGCAAGGACGAUGAAGCCGCUACCGACGCUGCUAGCGAUGCGGGCAAGCCGAAGCGUCAACAAGGAGCUGAUGAGGUCGUCAUCAGAGGACCCAAGAAGGGAGCUGACGAGGCUCGUGAUGAGAUCUUCUCGUUGUACUCCUACCUGAAGGAUAAUUCUCACAUUGCUACUCUUACCGUUCAGCAAAAACAGCUUCCUUCUCUGAUCGGCGCACAGGGCUCAGCUAUGGAUGAGCUGCGACAGCAGACUGGUGCAAAGAUUGACGUCCCGAAUGAGCGCAAUGAAUCUCCGGAUGCUCUGGUUGAGAUUCAGAUCAAGGGAACAAAAUCUCAGGUAGCUGAGGCAAAGAAACUCAUUGAGGAGAAGAAGGCCGUUUUCGAAGACACCGUGACAAAAUCAGUCGAGGUCGACAAGAAAUGGCACAAGAUCUUGAUCGGACCUGGUGGCUCUACUCUUCGGGACAUUAUCACAAAGGCUGGAGGACCUGACGACCGACGCCUCCAAAACAGAUACAUUCAAUUCCCCAAGCAGGAUGCUGACGGAAAUGCUAUCAAGGUCGAGGGUCGCAAGGAUGUUGUUGACAAGAUCAUUGCCUCCAUUGAGAGCAUGGUGUCCGAGCGCGCCAGCCAGGUCAGUGAGACAGUUGAGGUGCCAAUUGAGAAGCAUCGAUCUCUUAUCGGCCGUGGCGGUGACGCAAAGCGCAAGCUGGAGUCCGAGUUCUCUGUUUCGAUCGAUAUUCCGCGCCAAGGCUCCGGCCAAACAGGCGUGAAAAUCACUGGUAAGCCCGAUGCUGUAGCAAAGGCGAAGGAGCACAUUCAGUCUUCGUUCAAGGAGGAGCCAAGUGAGACUGUGCAAGUACCGCGCAAGUACCACAACGCCAUUUCAAACAAUGGCCAAUUCUUCCGCCGACUUCGCAAUGACUUCAAGGUGACCGUAGACCACGCUGGUCAACAACCUCCUGCCAAGUCCAAGUCUGGCUCCGCUCGUAAUACUGCAGCCACCCCCCUUAUCACUGACGACCCGGAGGAGGUUGCCGAUGCCCACUCCUGGAACUUGGUUGACAACAACGCUUCUUCCGAGGAGGGAGAGAUCCCGUGGGUCCUGAAGGGCGCUGCCGAGAAUGUAGAGCGCGCCAAGGAGGCCAUCAACAAGGCUCUCGAGCAAGCUAAGAAGCCCAGCACUACAGGCUACCUUAUCCUGGCCGAUCCUUCAACCUACCGAUAUGUCAUCGGGCAGGGUGGCUCAAAGGUCAAUGCCAUUCGCAAGCAGAGCGGCUGCCAGAUCCAAGUUCCCAAGGAUCAGGCGUCUGAUGAAGCGAUUGAAAUCACCGGCACCAAGGAAGGCUGUGAAAAGGCGAAGGAUCUCAUUCUGGAGGCAGUCCGGGAAGGCGUUGCAUCGCGUAACCGAGACUAG
Molecule: messenger RNA, 3786 nt
Organism: Pestalotiopsis fici W106-1
Lineage: Eukaryota; Fungi; Ascomycota; Sordariomycetes; Amphisphaeriales; Sporocadaceae
Exons: 2
Coding region: 1-3786 (1261 amino acids)
Biological process (GO): nuclear division
Cellular component (GO): cytoplasm; nucleus
Molecular function (GO): mRNA binding
Source: RefSeq, a predicted model, not a curated record